UCCACAUUUUCUCAUAAAAUAUCGUCUCAAAUAAUCUCGUAAAACCAGUGAUUGAAACACCUGAUGUAAGUGAAAAUAUGUUUUAUAGUCCAGUCGUCGGUAAAAUUUGAAUAAACAAAAUGGCUCGGUAUAACAGGUUUUAUUUGCACUGUAAACAAUAAAACCUAUUUAGAUGUCAUUUAAUUAAGAAAAUGACUUUAUACUGGGAGAUGCUUCUUCAGAUUGUACUUAUUACUAUCCUGGAUGAAGGAACUGCUUAUUACCGAGAUUGGGGGCCUAUUCUGCCCCCAUUCACACCUGGCGUGGUUCCUAUUCAGACUGAAUGUGACGAAUCAGGAAGGCCAUGUCUUGAGCUGCCAACUAAAAAAAUUUGCAAAGAAAAAUUUACACAACCUCACUUUCCUUGGCUUCCUCUGCCCUGGUGGUUUUUCUACUGCCAAUCACUAAUUGCCCCAAAAUCGCGCCGCAAUGUUAUCACUACAUCAAGUACGAUACAUCCAUAUUUUGCAAAGACGUUGGAGGAGUUUUUAAGGUACCAAAGACAAAGAAAAAGGUUUUCAAAAAAAUAGUGCUGGCUGGUUAUACAUUAAACAUAUUUAUUCUAUUUUUAAAUCAUAUUCAGCAGAAAAUCAAUACUUCACAUGUAUUCUGAUUUAUGUAAAGAUUUGUGUUUUGUUAUGUGAUCAUUAUAAUUAGCGAUUUUAAAUGAUAUAUAUUCGAAUAUAAUGGAAUUCGUUUUAAAUUCAAGACAUAACGUCCAGGCUCAUAGCUAAGUGUAAAUUUGAAAAUCGAAUUCAAUUGUAAGAAAAGAUCGCCAUAAAUUUCCAUUUGUAUACAAAGGAUCACAAAUUUACAUAACUUUUAUAUAAGUACACAUUUUGCUGCUAUUGUUUUUCUAUGAUAUACGAUUAUCAUAUAAAAGAGUAUAAAAAUAUCGAAUUAUCAUACAAACUUUUGAUAAGCUCAAAAGAUACCGCGACUUUGGCCACGUUUUAAUAUACCGUCAAAUAUUUCUCCAUCAAAUGUAACAUUAAGCUUUGCUUAAAUUUCAGUAGGUACUGUUCCUUGAAUGUAUUUGUUUAAAUAAGCAUUAAAAAGAGUUCUUCUAUUCGAACAGUAUAUAAAAUGGACCCUAAGUCACCAGAAUCUAAUCCAGGAAAAAUGGAACGAACUGAUUUAUUCGAAGGCAGCGUCAUUAAAUCCACAUUUCUCGA
This is a messenger RNA of Pieris rapae (cabbage white), 1214 nucleotides long. RefSeq lists its product as uncharacterized. The transcript has 2 exons. The record is from RefSeq and is a predicted model, not a curated record. Bases 192 to 569 code for a protein of 125 amino acids. Lineage: Eukaryota; Metazoa; Arthropoda; Insecta; Lepidoptera; Pieridae.